AUGAAAGCAAUAGACCAAAGGCGCUUGACAAAAACAAAGAGUGUAUCUCUUUUCCGGGAUGAACGGAAAGGAUUGCUGGCGGUCCGUUUCAGAACUGUCAGUGAAGACCUUGUUGUCCACUCUGGCACUCUGGGUCAUGAGCGGUGUGCUGGCACUGGGGCCGCCAAUUUGACCCAAGCAACAGAACGCAUCAUGAAGCGAGCAGCAAGCCGAUUUUUGAACGGACCUGGAAGCAAGAAGAAAGGUUGGCUGAAAGUUCCCCUGUACCGUCGGCUGAGACAGAGUGUGACCACCAUCACCGUCGACAGCGCAGCUGAGGAGGUGGUGAGUUCCGAGCUCAUGCGCACGGCGCUGACUCCAGGGCAGAAACUUCUUACUCCAAACCUCCGCUUUGUGGUUCGUGAUAAGACUCAUUCAAGUCGAAGAAUCACUUCGAGGCCGUGGGCAGCUGAUGAAGCACUGAAAUCCACCUUGAAUCUUUUGGGACAUGGACCAGGAAGCAUUGCGAAGCUCUUGCAACAUUCUCCAGAGAUACAGCGAAUUUUUCGCGAUUUCGCAGAAACAUCUGAUUCUCAGGUGAACCAUGUCGUCCGAAAUUUUCGGGCGGCGGCCCACCGCUUUGAGUCGCACGCAAAGCCGUUGGGCCGCACCCUGCUGCAUCUACAUGCUUGCAUCAGAACAGCUUUGCAUUUGGUGCAAACUCGAACAGACAAGGCCAGCACAAAGGCCAAGAACUGGCUACUUGCAUUAACUGAAGAGCAUUGCCUACAGGCAGCAAUGAUGGCUUCGUCCCUUCAGCUGACCCGGCUGAUGGACCAUGAAGACACUGAUCCAGCCAACUUGGGAACCGAGCUUCGCCUAUACCUCAAUACCAUCCGGGGUUUGUUUUGUGAAAAGCGCUGCCUGACAAUUUUUGGCUUCACCCGAACCAUGCUGGAGACAUUGAAGACUCCAAUAGUUUUUCAGGUCGGGAGGAAAACGCGGUCUCUUGGAUCUGCUUUGGGUGUGUCAGAAGCUGUGCAGGACACAUGCUUAAAAAGGAUGGUAGCUUUUGCCCACUUGGCUGAUGCGGCCAUUCGGGCUGAGUUUCCGUCAUUUGAGCUGGCUCAAGCUUUCGAAGUGUUUGAUUUGCGGAGCACGCCGCAAAAUCCUGAGGAACAUUUGCAGAGAAUUGCCACGGCUUGCAAGCUGAACUUUCAAGAGCUCCAUCGGCAAUGGGAAGAUAUCUUUCCCCGUGCGCAGGUUCAACUCAAGUCAAGUGGCGCCACUGCAUCCAAAGAUGCUUGGAAAUUGGCCUUGGAACAAAUAAUAGAUACAAGUCGCGGAAAAUCUGACACUGAGCGUCGGGUCAGCGCGCUGAAAGGCGCGCUAGUGCAAUACUUUGCAUUCGGAUUGAGUUCUUCAGGUGUCGAACAGGCCUUCAGCAAAGGUGCCUGGGCUUUUCACGCCCGGAGGCAACGGGCAUCUCCAGACAAAGAAGAUUUUUGCCUCAAAGUCAUUCAUGACAAUCAUCUUUAUCAUGACGAUGAAAUCUUCCAGCUGGCGCGCGUGGUUUGGCAACAAUGCUAUGGGAUGCCUCGAACUCAUGGGAGACCACGGGCGGACAAGGGCAUCAAACGACCCCUUUCACAGGAUGCAUGCACUGAGAUCAACUUUCUUCGGAAAAGGAGGCGGGAGGCCGCAGAGGCAGGUGCUCAAGUCAGAGGAGAUAUCAUCAGGAUGGACGAUUUGGAGCCAGAAGUAUGGACUGAGGCGCAUACACGUGAGCUGGACUUCCAACGACGCAAGACAAAUGCCAGGAAGGUCCAGGCUUAUGCUGAAAACUCUUUGUUGGAGAAGGAAGUGGAUGAAAAUUUGGCAGAACAAGCGGAUGAGUGCAAAGAAAAGCUAGUUCAAAACGCAUUGAAGCGCAAGGCUUUGCAGGAACGUGUUAGGCGUGCUCAAGGUGCUUCAGCAAGUGAUGUCAAGUCGGCAUUGCAAGGCUGCCGUGCAUACUUGGCUGUUCCGGCCACUAUGCAGUUGCAAUCGUGUAUUGUCGGUCAUGGCUUAGCUGAGACCAAAGUCCUUAGCCGCGCAGAUGUAAUUAUUUGCCAUGAGCCAGGUCGGUCUGUGGACUGGCGUCUCCAGUGCGUUUCAGCAGUCAGAGGUUGCUACGAGGUUUCGCCCAACUUCUUGAUGCAUGGCCGAGGGGCAGCUCUGAAAGUGACACGCUCCGCGUUGCUACCUCGUGUUUUGCUAGCUUCGCACCUGUGCGCGCGCAAUGCAGAUGUGUUCAAGUUGCUUCGAGAGGCGCUGCCAUCAGGCCAUCGCUGGGUCAUCAGCAAGUCUGAACUGGCGACUUUGCCGGAUCUCCAAGCUCGCUACCGGGCGGGUCUGGCUUACAUUGUCGUGGCCGAUGUGGAAAUGUCUUCGCAAGUUCUGAUGGGCGUCAAGCAUUGCUACUCGGUGACGAGCCUGCUGGAGAAGCUGCGCAAGGUUGAUCUGGAGAAAUCGUUUUUCGGGCUGGCCAGGUGGCUGAUGGCGACUCUGGGUACUUCUCGGACUCCUCGCGUCCUCCGCUUUGGAUCUGAUUUCUCAGGCUUGGACAGCGCCUACUUGGCAUUGAAGAGGUUGAAUGUGCCAGUUCGACAUUGUUUUUGCAGUGACAAGGAUGCGAAGUGCCUGUCACUGUUGCAAGCCCUUCACAAGCCAGAGGUGUGCUUUGAUGAUGUGACUCUCCGCAAAGCCGAGGAGGAGUCAUAUGUUGACCUCUACUUGACCACACCACCCUGUCAGGCCUUUUCAGCUGCUGGACAGGGGCAUGGCGCCGCAGAUGGCCGAGGCACAUUGAUUUCAAGCAGUAUGAAGUAUGUGCAGCAUAAAAGGCCACGAUGCGUAGUGGUGGAAAACGUCCGCGGACUGCUGCAAAAGAAACACCGCCCGAUCUACCGAGGCAUUUUGAAAACAUUCAAGAAAUUGGGCUAUGUUGUAUCUUCCCGUGUGUUGGACGCACAAGAUUACCAAGUUGCUCAGGUGCGGAAAAGAGUCUUUAUCGUAGCAAUUCGACGACGAGACUCAAGAAGACAAAGGUUUGAGUGGCCAAAGCCACUGGGGAAAAGAUCUUUGUCCGCAAUUUUGGACCCUCCAGUGAGAACAGACAAGCCAGGACGUUUGCCAAAGUCAGAAAGGCCUAAGAAGCUCGCUCGGAUGGCCAUGAGUAAAAUUUGGGCUCAGGGUGUGGAUCCUUGCAAGGUCCCUUGCGCCAUUGAUGUUGGAUGCUCAGAGCGAUACCUGACUUGGAAGGUCGGUGUAGCUCCGACGUUGUGCCGGGCUCGCGGUGGUUCGGGAGGCUUCUGGCUUUCAUCAAGAGGACGCAAGACCACGCUGAGGGAAUUGAUGCGGAUCACCGGCAUCAACCCAGAGGAGCUGCAGGGUUGGGAAGCUUGUUGCACAGGCCCCCAGUUAGGUCAGAUGUUAGGCAACUCAGUGCCUGUGCCUUUGAUCCAAGCUGUCUUGCAAAACGCCUUGUUGGCUUCUGGCCUCCUGACACAGAGUCGAAGCAAUGCUACCUGA
Messenger RNA from Cladocopium goreaui, 3552 nucleotides. Lineage: Eukaryota; Dinophyceae; Suessiales; Symbiodiniaceae. The record is from the annotation of a GenBank genome assembly.